CGGUCCGGUGCGCGUACGCGUCAGCUAGGAGAACAUUGGACAGAAGGCGGCAGGAAGACGGCUGAAGCCCGGUAUCGGUCUGUUCUGAACCCCCGAACACAAAACGAACCGAGAUGUCAGAGGAAAAGCCAAAGGAAGGAGUAAAGACGGAGAAUGACCACAUCAACCUCAAAGUUGCAGGUCAGGAUGGAUCAGUCGUUCAGUUCAAAAUCAAACGACACACACCGCUCAGCAAACUAAUGAAGGCGUACUGCGAACGACAGGGUCUUUCAAUAAGGCAGAUCAGAUUCAGGUUCGAUGGCCAGCCAAUCAAUGAGACGGAUACACCCGCACAGCUGGAGAUGGAAGAUGAAGACACCAUAGAUGUUUUCCAGCAGCAGACUGGCGGGUGCUGCUAAGCCCGACCACCCACCUCACUGACGGCCAUGUUCAAACCAUGCCCUAAACCACCUUCACUGUCUCUCCCUCCCCGUUUGCUCCUGCCAGCUUAUAAUUAUUGUUAUUAUUAAUAUUAUUAUUUUUCUCUUUUGAAAGACAUUCUUUGUCAGCUGCUCGACAUUGCUCGUCAGCUGUUUUAUUUACUCUUUUAGUCAGGACUGAAGUCGAGUGUUUUCAGUCUUUGCGGCUGGCUGGUCAGGACCAUCGUGUCCUUGUCUGGUGCUGCAGAUUGUAAUCGGACCAACGGCUCUCCACAGAAACUGCUGUUGCGGCUCUGCUUCCAGCGCGUCAGAGUGUGGGGCUCUGCAGGUUUUUGUCCAGGGGUCGCAGUCAGUGGGGCGAGUUUUUGAAGGGGAAGCACCGUAUGAACUGAACACCCACCUGCUUGCUAUUUCACUUUUAUUUUGUUUUGUUUUCGUUCAGCAAAUGUAUUUAGGUAUCUUUACAUUUUAGGUGCUUCUGCAUCCUUUUUGUACAUUUCUUUUUUUUUUUUUGCCUCCUGUUUAAAAUUAUAGUUGUUUUUGGGUUUUUUUGUCCUGUAUAGAAAUAUCCAAAUGGGUGUUAGAUUAGUUGUGAGGUUAAGAACAAUACUCCAAAGACAGAACAUCUGCUUCUCUUUAAAUGUAUGUUUCUCUAAUUGCAAGGUUAAAACAGUGUCAUUAGAUCGUUAGUGUACUGCUCCCCGGCUUCUAAUAGAGAACAAUCUGUUGUACAGAUUGCCAUUUGCUCAGGCGAAAUGCUCGAUCAGGGGGUAAAAUAAGUCUAUGCCAUCAAAGUAGGCUUAGUUUUGGCUGUGUCUUGGUAACAAAUGCAUCUUUUUCCUCUUUAUUUUUAUUUUUCGGCUAUUAAACGGACAGCAAUCUGUCCCUGUGAUAAAAGCGG
Messenger RNA from Xiphophorus hellerii (green swordtail), 1320 nucleotides. It is a transcript of the gene sumo3a, whose product is annotated as small ubiquitin like modifier 3a. The record is from RefSeq and is a predicted model, not a curated record. Lineage: Eukaryota; Metazoa; Chordata; Actinopteri; Cyprinodontiformes; Poeciliidae. Gene Ontology annotation, molecular function: protein binding. Bases 114 to 398 code for a protein of 94 amino acids. The transcript is spliced from 4 exons.